Messenger RNA from Hydra vulgaris (swiftwater hydra), 1309 nucleotides. RefSeq names its product sodium/bile acid cotransporter 7. Lineage: Eukaryota; Metazoa; Cnidaria; Hydrozoa; Anthoathecata; Hydridae. The record is from RefSeq and is a predicted model, not a curated record. Gene Ontology annotation, cellular component: plasma membrane.
CGUGUGGUCCGACACUUUUAAGACAAAUGGUGACGCAUAGUUUUUGAAAAAAUAUGACAAAAAUUAAAAUGUUAUUAAGAAGUGUGUUAAAAAACUGGUUCCUUAUUGGAAUUGUUGUAUUUAUUUUUGUGGCUCACCAGAUGCCAUGGAUUGGAGUGAACAAUGGGCCACUGUAUCCACAAUUUACAAUUAAAUAUCUAGCUGUAAUUGUUAUAUUUUUUAAUAGCGGAUUGUCUUUAAGACCCGAUGAUCUAAGUUCUGCAUUCUUUAGUUGCAAAAUACAUUUGUUGAUUCAACUAUUUACCUUUUUUUUUAUACCAGUAUUUAUAUAUUUAAUUGUUGAGUUUUUAAAAUCAAUAACAAACGUAAACGAGUAUCUUCUACGAGGGAUUCUUGUUGUCAGCUGCAUGCCACCUCCAGUUUCAUCAGCAGUUAUUAUCACAAAGUCUAUUGGAGGAAAUGAAGCAAACGCUGUAUUCAAUUCUGCACUUGGAAGUUUUCUUGGUAUAUUUAUAACUCCUGUAACUCUCUUUGGAUUUGUAGGAGUCUCUGGGUCAAUUCCAAUAAUGCAAAUUGUUACACAGCUAACUAUUACUGUUGUUAUUCCUCUUAUACUUGGUCAAGUGGUUAGAAGUUAUGUUAAAAAUUGGCUUGAAAGAAAAAAGCCCCCUUUGAGUGGAAUUGGAAGUUUUAUGUUGUUGCUUAUUAUUUUUGGAGCAUUUUGUGACACAUUUUCGAGCAAUAUGGAUGGACUUGGCUUUUCAGAUCUAUUAUUUGUGAUAAUGUUUAUUUUAGUUAUGCAGUUAUUAUUGCUUCGUGUGAUAUUUGUUUUAAGCACAAAGUUGAAUUUUUCAAAAGAAAAUGUUGUUGCUGUCAUGUUUUGUUCAACUCAUAAAUCUUUAACGCUUGGAAUUCCUAUUUUAAAAAUAAUUUAUAUGAAUGAUCCUUUCCUUCCAUUUCUUUGCAUACCGCUUUUGAUUUACCAUCCAUCUCAAAUUUUAUUAGGAGGUUUUUUAGUUCCUCAUGUUAAAAGUUGGCUAUAUGGGAAAAGACGUAGUUUUGCACGUGGUGUUUAAUUCUAUAAAGUUUUUAUAGAAAAGUUAGUAUUUGAAGUUUGUUUAAUAGAAAUUUAAAUUAUUUAUAUUGUUUGGCAAGUGAACAAAUUAGUUGCAAUUUUUUAAACCCUAUUUAGAUGUAUUAGUUAAGCAGCCUUUUCUGUCAAGAUUUAUUUUUUGGACUUUAUUUAUUGAAUAAACUUUUAAGUUUGAAAUUAUAAAUAAACAAAAAGAAAUGUUUUAUCACAAAUAAA